Messenger RNA from Harmonia axyridis, 896 nucleotides. Its product is annotated as helix-loop-helix protein delilah-like. The record is from RefSeq and is a predicted model, not a curated record. Bases 134 to 808 code for a protein of 224 amino acids. NCBI's taxonomy places the organism in Eukaryota, Metazoa, Arthropoda, Insecta, Coleoptera, Coccinellidae. Gene Ontology annotation, molecular function: protein dimerization activity. The transcript has a single exon.
CUAAGAGUUCCUGCACAACCUGCACCGAUGACAAUCUUCAGUGUCUGUCCAGCGAUCCACGGUGCAGCAUCCAAGAGACGGGUUACAUUAGCAUAGUUGAAGUGAAACAUUACGUCUACUACCAGUGUCGAGUAUGAUCGAGUACCAAGAGCUAUCGGAGAGGCUUGGGCUCUCCGAGAAAUACAUAACUGACUCGAAUAACAACAGUGAUUCCCCUGAAAAAAAACUAAGUGGUGACAAAUACUCCCUUCGUCCAAGAUCCUCCCGGAAAAGAACUCUAGCAGAAGACCCAGAUGAGAUCGUCACCAUUCCUAGUAAAUCGAGAAAAUCUGGAUCGUCUAGACCCAAACAAAAACCUGCACCCCUUUCCAAAUACCGAAGAAAAACUGCAAACGCUAGAGAACGUAGCAGGAUGAGGGAGAUAAACCAAGCUUUCGAAACACUUAGGAAAGCAGUACCUCAGAUGUCGACUACUCCAGAAACCAACGAAAAAUUGACGAAGAUAACCACUCUUCGUUUGGCGAUGAAGUACAUAUCAGCCCUUAGGAGUGCUCUGGAUGAAAAUGACACUUCGAGUAAUCAGGAUCUGUUGUCGGAUUGUAGUGAGUUGGACUCUUUGUUUUUGGAUUCGGAUGGUGAAUCUAGACCGUUGAAUAGUGAUUUUUCUGACCAUUCCCUGACGCCUGUUGAACUGACUAGUGAUUUUGGUGAAAGUUCGUUUUCUUCGCUUGACUUUUCCUCGCCGUUUUCCCCGAAUUUCCCUCAAGAUCUCAUAGAAUUUGAUCCUUUUUUGUCGGGGUUAAGUUAGCGACUGUUGAUUUUUUAAAGAUAUAUAGUGUAUAUAGUUAUAUGAAUUCGUGUAUAAUGUUCCAUGUAAUAAAUUAUUUAUUUAUCAA